Messenger RNA from Acyrthosiphon pisum (pea aphid), 2131 nucleotides. RefSeq names its product methyltransferase like 14. The transcript has 6 exons. The record is from RefSeq and is a predicted model, not a curated record. Gene Ontology annotation, molecular function: mRNA binding. Lineage: Eukaryota; Metazoa; Arthropoda; Insecta; Hemiptera; Aphididae. The coding region runs from base 232 to 1395 and encodes 387 amino acids. Gene Ontology annotation, cellular component: nucleus; RNA N6-methyladenosine methyltransferase complex. Gene Ontology annotation, biological process: mRNA modification.
CUUUUUCUGUAUUCUCAAAUUUCGAUUUUCGAGUCCGAGACUACAACUCUGUCGAGAGUGGUCUGUGGAGGUUGAAAGUCUAUUAUAAUUUAUUUCAUAUUAAUUGAAGUUUUUUAAAACUUCAUUCAUUGUUGUUUUAAUUUCUACGAUUUUUCUAUAAGUUAUAUUCUUUAUUGCUAACGACAAUUCUUUCAUUUAUUUUGUCUUCAGUUCGAAACAGAAUUGGCAAUCAUGAGUGAAACAUUGAAAAUGUUAAAAGAACAAUCUAAAAUAAGGAAAAAGUUAUUGGCCAAAACGUUGGGAUUUUCUGAUGUUCAACAGUUACGAAGAGCUUUGAAUACUCACAGGGAGGCCACACCAAUGAGUUCCGUCCGUAAAGUAGUAAAUAAAUGUAAUGCCCAACCAAAGAGUCCAGAACAUACAUACAAUGAUUCAUCAACAUUUCUCAAAGGUACACAGUCAUCUAAUCCACACAAUGAUUAUUGUCAACAUUUUGUUGAUACUGGUCAACGUCCACAAAAUUUUAUUAGAGAUGUUGGUCUUACUGACAGAUUUGAAGAGUACCCUAAGCUAAGGGAGUUGAUUCGCCUAAAGGAUGAACUUAUACAACAAACGGCUACUCCUCCAAUGUUUCUGAAAUGUGACCUUAGCACAUUUAAUUUAAAAUCAUUGAACCAAAAAUUUGAUGUCAUACUUGUCGAGCCUCCACUUGAAGAAUAUCAACGAACCCUGGGUUUAACCAAUACAAAAUUAUGGAAUUGGAAACAGAUAAUGGACCUGGAGUUAGGCGAAUUAGCUGCUAAUCGUAGUUUUAUUUUUCUCUGGUGUGGUUCAUCUGAUGGUUUGGAUAAAGGCCGCGAUUGUUUACGACGAUGGGGUUUUAGACGCUGCGAAGAUAUUUGUUGGAUUCGGACAAAUUCUAAAAAUCCUGGACAUUCAAAAAAUCUAGAACCUAAUGCUGUCUUUCAACGCACUAAGGAGCAUUGCUUGAUGGGCAUCAAAGGAACAGUUCGUCGAUCUACAGAUGGUGACUAUAUUCAUGCUAAUGUUGACAUUGAUUUGAUUAUUAGUGAAGAGAAUGAACACGGUUCAAUAGAAAAACCUGUUGAAAUAUUUCAUAUUAUUGAACAUUUUUGCCUAGGAAAAAGAAGAUUACAUUUGUUUGGACGCGACAGUACUAUACGUCCAGGAUGGCUGACUUUAGGACCUGAAUUGACUAAUUCUAAUUUCAACACAGAAAUGUAUAAUGGAUAUUUCAAUAAUGGGCAAUUAACAACAGGCUGUACUGAUCGUAUUGAGGUCCUUAGACCAAAGUCUCCUCCACCUAAAUGUAAAAUACCUAUAGGAAUAAGAAAAGGCAACCCUUGUAUGAAUAGAGGUAGAGGAAGAAUGUAACUGAUGUCAAAUACUGUUAUUUAGAUGUUUUUAUUAAUGUAUUUGUGUCAUAGAUAUAAUAAUAUAUGAUAUUAUGAUAUUGUAUUAUCUACAAUUUGAGUAAGCUUGAAUAAUUUUAUAACAAUUUGUAAAUAAAAUAUUUUUAAGUUAUGUUAGAAUAUAAUUUUCUAUCCCUCUUUCUCUUGGUAGGUACUUAAUCAUACCCAAAUGUCAAUUUCCAAAUGCUACUUGUACUUUUAAGUGUAGCAGUGCUUGACAACAGUGCAAAUAUGUAAUAUAUUUUAUUUAUAUAUAUUAUAUUUACUACUAAAUGUAUUUUUCUUCUUAUUUGUAAAUUAUAAUAUUUAAUUUAAGUGUUUGGUAAUUGUAUUUACUAUGUAGGAUAUAAACAUGUAGUAGCUUCUAUAUUGUUAUGUAUGGGCGCCCACAGGGGAGCCGGCAGGAGCCAUCCCCCUCCCACUGUUUUAGUUAUUUAUUAUUAUUUUUUAUUGAAUAUUAUAGCUUUGGCAGCAGGGUCCAUUAGCUAUAAUAUAUUUUAGUUAAUAUGAAUAUUAUUUAAUCACUUGUAAAAAAAAUGGUAUUGGCUGUAUUAUCAGAGAUUUUUGACUCGCCUCCCUCUGGGUUUAUAUUAUAUUGCGGGCACCUUUGAUAAUAUGUACUGUACUUGAGCCAGUAUAGGCAUUUAUAGUUUAUACUAUUAAAUAAAUAUUGAACAAAAAAUGUUAGAAUGAAUGAA